AUGAAGCAGGAUAGAUUAAGAGUGAGGGCUAAGUGUAGAAGUGAAGGCUGCCAUUGGGAGAUUUAUGCAAGAAAAUUGGCAGAUGAGGGUAGUGUGCAAAUCAAGACAAUUGAGGACACUCAUACAUGUGGUUUUACCUAUGACAAUCCACUAGUAAAUUCUGGAUGGGUUGGUAGAAAAUAUGCUGAGGAGUUUAGGACUAAUCCAAAGGUAAAUAUGGAGCACUUUAGGAAGAAAGUAAUGAGGAAAAAUAUGUGUUCUUUCUCCAAAAAACAAACAUAUAGAGCUAGAAAUAGGGCUUUCAAAAUUAUUCAUGGCAGUGAAAGUGAUCAAUAUGGCAAGUUGGGAGCAUACAUGAAUGAAAUUCAGAAAUCCAACCCUGGUAGCUCCAUUAUUUUGAAGACUGUGAUGAAUCUACAAGCACAACAACACAAUAACAGAGGUUCCAAAGGCUGGUCAGUUGGGGGAAUUCUAUUGAUAGCUGUUGGAUUCGAUGCUAACAACAGCAUCUAUCCAGUUGCAUAUGCCAUAGCAAAGGGAGAAAACAAAGAAUCUUGGGCAUGGUUCUUUAAAUUGCUGAAGGAAGAUUUAAAGAUAGAGAGGAGGGAUUAUGAGCUGAUAAUCAUAAGUGACAAGCAAAAAGGCCUAAUUCAGGCCUGUGACCUUGUUUUCCCAAAUGCAGUUCACAGGUUUUGUGUGAAACACAUGCAUGCAAACUUUUCAAGUGUUGGAUUCAAAGGAGAAACUCUCAGAAAAGCGUUAUGGACUGCUGCAAAGGCAACUACACCAGCUGAAUUUUCCAGCAAAAUGGAGGAAAUGGCAGCAAUUGACAUUGAUGCAGCUAGCAAAAUAGUCGAUGCUAGGGAGAAACCAAUCAUUGAAAUGAUGGAAUUGUUGAGGCUAUAUCUGAUGCAAAGGAUGCAGCAAAAUAGAGACUUGGCUAGAUCAAGAUAG
This is a messenger RNA of Coffea eugenioides, 954 nucleotides long. RefSeq lists its product as uncharacterized. Gene Ontology annotation, biological process: DNA transposition. The transcript has 4 exons. The record is from RefSeq and is a predicted model, not a curated record. Gene Ontology annotation, molecular function: transposase activity; DNA binding. Lineage: Eukaryota; Viridiplantae; Streptophyta; Magnoliopsida; Gentianales; Rubiaceae. The coding region runs from base 1 to 954 and encodes 317 amino acids.